Messenger RNA from Gadus macrocephalus (Pacific cod), 2415 nucleotides. It is a transcript of the gene gtf2e1, whose product is annotated as general transcription factor IIE, polypeptide 1, alpha. The record is from RefSeq and is a predicted model, not a curated record. The coding region runs from base 594 to 1988 and encodes 464 amino acids. Gene Ontology annotation, cellular component: transcription factor TFIIE complex. NCBI's taxonomy places the organism in Eukaryota, Metazoa, Chordata, Actinopteri, Gadiformes, Gadidae. Gene Ontology annotation, biological process: transcription open complex formation at RNA polymerase II promoter; transcription initiation at RNA polymerase II promoter. The transcript has 6 exons.
CUAAACAACUACUUCCGUAGAGGCGGGUCCAGUACACUCUUCUCCGGUUGGUCGUUGAAGCUCAGAGUGACACGGUAGCCAAUCGCAAACGAGAACCUCUUUUGUUUACGCCGGUUAUUUCCUGGUUUACUUCCAGCCGCACCAGCCAGUAGCAUCACGUUGUUAGCCACAUGAGUCCCCAUGUCCACGGUAUGUGCGGUCCUCUACUCAUUUAUCAACAUAACGGAACAUGUUCCGCUUUUAUAAACUUACCAGCUUUACUCCCUGAUCAUCUGAGCUACUCGGUGGGUCUACCAGAUCACUUUUAUGGCUCAUUGACGUCAUUUAGCAAGUUAGCACGAUGCAUUUCUUGAGAGGUGUGAUCUACAUGAUGCAUGAUCAGGAUUUCUGCUCACUAUUGAAUCUCUAAAGAGUUCUCCCACAUGGAUUCCUCGUGCAGAUAAACAUCAUUCCAAUCCUUGUCAGAUCUUAAUUAAUCCUUUCUAACUAUCGGUAGGUCACAGUUUGAUCCCAUAUAUACUGACCAGGAAAGGUCCACACAGCCACAGUACCACCUAUCAACAGCAGAUAGUCGGGCCGCCACAGAGUAGAAGAUGACUGAACCAGAGUUAUUGACCGAAGUCCCCGCGGCUCUGAAGCGCCUGGCCAAGCAGGUGGUGCGGGGUUUCUACGGGAUGGAUCAUGCACUCGCCUUGGACGUCCUGAUCCGCAACCCCUGUGUGCGGGAGGAGGACAUGCUGGAGCUGCUCAAGUUCGACCGCAAGCAGCUGCGCUCGGUGCUCAACACGUUGAAGGGCGACAAGUUUGUCAAGUGCAGAAUGAGGGUGGAGACGGCCCCGGACGGCAAGACAACGCGCCACAACUACUAUUUCAUCAACUACAGACUGCUGGUCAACGUGGUCAAGUACAAGUUGGACCACAUCCGGCGCCGCAUCGAGACGGACGAACGGGACUCCACCAACCGCGCCUCCUUCCGCUGCCCCUGCUGCUUCUCCGUCUUCACGGACCUGGAGGCCAACCAGCUGUUUGACCCCAUGACAGGGACCUUCCACUGCACCUUCUGCCAGACGGAGGUGGAGGAGGACGAGUCGGCGGUGCCCAAGAAGGACGCCCGGACGCAGGUGGCCCGCUUCAACGAGCAGAUCGAGCCCAUCUACGUGCUGUUGCGCGAGACGGAGAACGUCAACCUGUCCCAAGACCUGCUGGAGCCCGAGCCCUCGGAGAUCCCCGCCCUCAAGCAGAGCCGCGACCGCGCCGCCGCGCUCCUGGGCGCCUCGGGGCCCCAGCGCGAGGCCUGGACCAGCAAGGGCCCGUCGUACGGCGACAUGUACACCCAGAACGUGGUCAUCAGCAUGGAGGAGCAGGAGGACCAGCGCCGUCAGGCCAACGAGGGCAAGCCCGUCAAGGAGAGGCCCGUGUGGCUGACCCAGAGCACCGUGCAGGGAGCCUACAGCGAGCCGGACGCCGCCAAGAACCCCGGAGAAAUCGCCGGCAGCCAGGACGGCGCCGGGGCCCACGGAUUGGACCAAUCGGACGAGAACGAGGAAGUGAUGCGUGCCCUCCUCAUCCACGAGAAACGGGGCGCGGCCGGCGCCGGCGGAGGCGGAGCGACCAGCGGGGCGAGCGCCGCGGCCGCCGCCCGCACCCUGGCCACCGCCGGCGGCAGCGACUCGGACAGCGACACCAGCGAGUCGGACGACGACAAGCCCGCGGCCCCUCCCCUCGUGGCGGCGGCGGCGGCGGCGGCUCGACGUGCCGGCGGCGGCGGCGGGGGGGGCGCGUCCAAGCGGCAGCACCAGGAGAUGGACGACGACGACGACGACGAGUUCGAGGAGGUGGGCGACGAGCCCACGGUGAUGGUGGGCGGGAAGUCGUUCUCCUACCGGGAGGUCAGCCAGCGGCCCCAGCUGGUGGAGCAGAUGAGCGCGCAGGAGAAGGAGGCCUACAUCGAGAUGGGGCAGAACCUCUUCCAGGACAUGUACUUCUGAGGAAGACGCAUAAAACGCUCGCGCACGCACACACACGGCUGCGUAAGAGGAUGGGCUUGAGGCGGGACGGGAGACGCGUAGCGAUCGGGUUUCGUUGCCUGCCUUCCGCCAGGUCGUCCAUGCUUUAAGUAUUGUGUCCCCGAGUAUUUCCUCAAGUCGACACUCUCGACUUGGAGGACUUGACUUGGGAAUCGGCAGGCUUUUUUUUUACUGAGUGCCAAUUUAUACUUUUGGUUUGUUUUCGUGGGGCUUCUGGUAUUUGUACAUGCUUCGGUCCCCGGCUUGAAUCUCAAGCCUGAGUACCACAAUAUGGUCCCGACGUUUUUUUAGAAGCCUUCCAAAAUCGGAAGUGUAAUUGCUGAUGAUAUGCAGAAUCAUGAUGGUUAUGUUUGACUUGAGCAGUUGAAUAAACAAGAUGGGGAACAGA